This is a messenger RNA of Archocentrus centrarchus (flier cichlid), 2096 nucleotides long. RefSeq names its product UDP-glucose 6-dehydrogenase (gene ugdh). Gene Ontology annotation, biological process: glycosaminoglycan biosynthetic process. Gene Ontology annotation, molecular function: UDP-glucose 6-dehydrogenase activity; NAD binding. The record is from RefSeq and is a predicted model, not a curated record. The transcript is spliced from 12 exons. Lineage: Eukaryota; Metazoa; Chordata; Actinopteri; Cichliformes; Cichlidae. Bases 213 to 1703 code for a protein of 496 amino acids. Gene Ontology annotation, cellular component: nucleus.
AUACUUGGUCAUUCCAAGAAGAGCUCCAGUGUAGGUGGGGGAGCAGCAUAGAAAAGUUGGCGUAAAGACUUCAGUGGUGUGAUUUUAACCGUCCAGUUUGGGUUUGCCCUCGUUUGUCGUGUCUUAACUGCGAAUUCGACGCACAGGGACAGGGCACAUUUUUGCGGAGGAGCUAACAGUCUGCGCAUUGCUGAAGUUCAGAGACUGUCGAGAUGUUUCAAAUAAAGAGGAUCUGUUGCAUCGGUGCGGGGUAUGUAGGAGGCCCAACUUGCAGCGUCAUUGCCCAUAUGUGCCCUGAGAUCACAGUGACUGUUGUGGACGUCAAUGAGUCCCGAAUCAAAGCCUGGAAUUCUGACACUCUGCCCAUUUAUGAGCCCGGACUGAAAGAGGUGGUUGAAUCAUGCCGAGGGAGAAACUUGUUUUUUUCCACAGACAUAGACUCAGCCAUCAGAGACGCCGACCUGGUCUUUAUCUCAGUAAACACCCCAACAAAGACAUAUGGGAUGGGGAAAGGUCGUGCAGCUGACCUGAAGUUCAUCGAGGCGUGUGCUCGGCGGAUUGUAGAGGUAUCUGACGGCUACAAGAUUGUCACAGAAAAGAGCACGGUCCCGGUGCGCGCCGCCGAGAGCAUUAGACGGAUAUUUGACGCAAACACCAAACCCAGCCUCAAUCUGCAAGUGCUGUCCAACCCUGAGUUCCUGGCAGAAGGAACAGCGGUGCGGGAUCUGAAGGAGCCAGACCGCGUCCUGAUUGGUGGAGAUGAGACGGCUGAAGGUCAAAAGGCAAUCAGAGCGCUGUGUGCUGUAUAUGAAUGCUGGGUCCCCAAGGCGCGAAUCAUCACCACCAACACAUGGUCAUCUGAGCUGUCCAAGCUGGCAGCCAAUGCAUUCCUGGCACAGCGAAUCAGCAGCAUCAACAGCAUCAGUGCUCUGUGCGAGGCCACCGGAGCCGACGUGGAGGAGGUGGCCAAGGCGAUUGGUAUGGACCAGAGAAUAGGCAACAAGUUCCUUAAAGCCAGCGUAGGUUUCGGAGGGAGCUGUUUCCAGAAGGAUGUGUUGAACCUGGUGUAUCUGUGCGAGGCCCUCAACCUGCCUGAGGUGGCUUCCUAUUGGCAGCAGGUGAUUGACAUGAAUGAGUACCAAAGACGGCGGUUUGCCUGCAGGAUCAUUGAUUGUCUCUUCAACACUGUCACUGGCAAAAAGAUUGCUCUGCUGGGCUUUUCCUUCAAAAAGGACACUGGUGACACGAGGGAGUCAUCCAGUAUCUACAUUUCUAAGUAUCUGAUGGAUGAGGGAGCCAAGCUAUUCAUCUAUGACCCCAAAGUUCUUAAAGAGCAAAUCAUCCACGACCUCUCCCAGCCCAGCAUCUCCGAGGACAACCCAGAGAGAGUAUCUGAGUUGGUGACUGUGACAUCAGACCCUUAUGAGGCUUGCCAGAGUGCUCAUGCAUUGGUCAUCUGUACAGAGUGGGACAUGUUUAAGGAACUGGACUAUGAUAAGAUUUACAUGAAUAUGCUGAAGCCGGCCUUCAUAUUUGAUGGUCGCAGAGUGCUGGACCACCUUCACUCUCAUCUCCAGGGCCUUGGCUUCCAGAUUGAGACCAUCGGUAAGAAAGUGACGCCAGCACGAAUCCCCUACACCCCAGCAGCCGCUGGUCCUCGCAUCACUGCCGGUGAAGCGCCCACCAGCAAAGCAAAAGUCUGAAACUCAUUUCUCCAUCCCUCGACAUGCAACACAUUUUUCUUUUUGGUUCAGUGUUUUAUUUGGGUUCCAGCCCUCUUUUGUUGGUGCACACCUGAUGAACAGUGUGUGGGGGUUGGAUGAGAGGAGUGUUAAUGUCCUUUUCUUAAUGAAACCAUUCCAUAAACAGUUAAUUUUAUACAUUUAUAUGUAAGAUAUGCUGUUGCCUGCUUGUUGGACUGAUUUUAAAUGAACACUAUCAGCCUAAGUCUUAUAUUUACUGUAAAAUCAAGUAAUGUUCUAAAUCACAAUUUUAUACUGUAUUUUUUUAUAAAUCUACUGUAUGUCAGUCAGUCUGUCUUCAGUAUUUGUGGCUGUUUACUCAGAAGGGCCAAUGCAAUAAAUCAAGUAAAUUCA